Molecule: messenger RNA, 1833 nt
Organism: Penicillium macrosclerotiorum
Lineage: Eukaryota; Fungi; Ascomycota; Eurotiomycetes; Eurotiales; Aspergillaceae
Product: CNOT2/3/5 family protein
Exons: 3
Coding region: 1-1833 (610 amino acids)
Biological process (GO): nuclear-transcribed mRNA poly(A) tail shortening; regulation of DNA-templated transcription
Cellular component (GO): CCR4-NOT core complex; P-body; nucleus
Source: RefSeq, a predicted model, not a curated record
AUGACGUCUCGGAAGACGCAACAAGAGAUCGAUAAGACAUUUAAGAAGGUCGCAGAGGGAAUUCAGACCUUUGAGGGAAUCUACGAGAAGAUCCGCUCCGCUACGAACCCCACCCAGCGUGAUAAGCUAGAAGAGAACCUCAAGCGCGAGAUCAAGAAACUCCAAAGGUUCCGCGACCAGAUCAAGACAUGGGCUGCAGGCAAUGAGGUGAAGGACAAGACUCCUUUGCUAGAGCAGCGGAAGGCCAUUGAAACGUGCAUGGAACAGUUCAAGGCCGUCGAGAAGGAGAUGAAGACAAAGGCCUAUUCCAAAGAAGGGUUAUCAGCGGCAUCACGUCUGGAUCCGAAGGAAAAAGAGAAGGUUGAGGCUUGCGACUUCUUAUCAUCGAUGGUCGACGAACUUCAACAAAGGAUCGAGGCCAUGGAAGCUGAAGAGGAGAUAUUGCAGGCGCAAAUGAAGAAGGGCAAGAAGGACACGAGCAAGACCAACCGGAUGGCGGAUAUCUCACGCAUAUCGGAACGCCAUAAGUGGCAUGUCAACAAACUAGAGUUCCUCUUGCGAUCGUUGCAGAACGGCAAUUUGGAAGUCGGCCAAGUGCUGGAUCUCAAAGAAAGCAUCAAAUACUAUGUGGAGGAAGGCCAUAACAUUGACUACUCCGGAGAGGACGAGACGCUCUACGAUGACUUGAAUAUCGGUGAAGAGGUUGAGGCGCAGUUUGGCAUGACAGGAGACAACGACCGCGUAUCCUCUCAAGAUACUCAAUCGAUUCAAGAUGACGAACCUGAGCCUAAGCCUAAGCCCAAGGUGGAUGCCACGACAAAUCGACGCCCAUCUGCACAGAUGAAAUCCCCGCUUCCCGUCCUCGCCACCCUUCAUCCCGCAACUUCAUCCAGUGCCGCCCCAGGCAUGAAGCCGGCACCCCUUCCGACACGACUUCCUGGCGAGACUUUGAAGUAUGCUUCGGCCGCCGCGGCCGCAGCUGCAAGUGACAAGAAUGGUGUUGGGAUUCUGCCUUUACCGCCACCACCUGGUGCCAGCCCCGCUUUUUCCAAUGUUCUGCCGGUCUCCAAAGCGUCUUCAACUGCUUCCCCAAGUGUUUCCUCAGUACAACCGGUCGUCAAGGCUGUAACAACAGCAGCAGCAGCUUCAUCUUCUGAAGAAGCUGUGACAUCAGCUGUACGGUCUAUAACGCCGGCAGGCACAGCAGCGUCUGGCACAUCGUCACCCGCCCCGGUAGAUAAAGCCGAACCUCUAAAGGAGGAGCUGAAGACCAAUGGCAAGACAUCUACAAAGGAUGAGAAUGAGAGCGAAGAAUCGGUGUAUCACUUGCCACCGGGUCUUCAAGACCUUGUCCAGUCAUGGGAGUUGACCAAGGAUCGUGCUGUAGCUGGCACUUCAUCACCAGCCGUUCAACGUCUUCUUGCUGCCUCGCUCACAACGUGUCCGGAGCCUGGGGAUGCGGAGAAGCCUCGUCACUAUAAACCCCAGAACCCCUACAAUACCCCUCUCUAUUACCCGCAAGAGCCUCUUGCCAUUUUUGAUGACCCCCGGCUGUACGAUACUGGCAGGAUUGAUACGGAUACAUUGUUCUACCUCUUUUACUACCGACAAGGGUCGUACCAGCAGUACUUGGCUGCCAAGGCCCUGAAGAACCAAAGUUGGCGCUUCCACAAGCAAUACCAAACAUGGUUCCAACGACACGAAGAGCCGAAGAACAUCACGGAGGAGUUUGAGCAAGGCACUUACCGAUUUUUCGACUAUGAGAGUACAUGGAUGAACCGGCGCAAGGCUGAUUUCAAAUUUGUGUACAAAUAUCUUGAAGACGAGUUAUAA